UGUUUGUGUUUCAGUUGCAAAUUAACAAAUUCCAGUAAUAGUAGUCAGUAGUAGUAGUUUAAAUCAUGUUUGUUCUGAGAAAGCAAAAGUCUUUAAUUGUUUCAAAACGACUUUGGUGCCUAACAGACACUGCAAUGCAAAAUGUAUUGAAUAUUUUCUUCAGUGACAGUUGUUACUAUAAACACCAGUACAGUACAGGUUUGGAAGCUGCUGUAAAUAAACAAAUUCAAGCAGAACAGCAAGCAGCUCAUGAGUACUUGAACUUGGCCGUAUCAUUUCUACACCCAAGUGUCUCUAGACUUGGAACCGGGGGUUUCUUCAUAAGAAUGUACCAUGAAGAGCUCCAGCAUAUGGAGGAUUUGAUUCAGUAUCAACUUUAUAGAGGAGGCAUUCCCACAAUUAAGGCAUUAAAUGCACCUGUGCCAAAAGACAAAAUUACAAUGCUUGAAGCUUUCAAACAUGUGUUAGAUAUGGAACAUUGUGUCACAGAUCUAAUAAAAACUCUCGUUUCAACUGCAGAAAAGGAUAAAGACUAUCAUUGUGCUAAUUUCCUUAUAACAGUUUUUCUCAAGGAACAAAUGAAUUCCAUCCACAACUUAUCCCAGCAUGUGACUCACAUUGCCAGAAUCAGUGAAGAUCCUGAUGCGCUACAUCAGUAUGACAAAUAUCUUCAAACAACUUACCCCUACAAAUCUAAGCCUCCACACAAAUAAUGUUACUUUCUUGCAAAUAAAAAAACUUAUUGCA
This is a messenger RNA of Cydia pomonella (codling moth), 747 nucleotides long. Its product is annotated as ferritin-2 heavy chain-like. The record is from RefSeq and is a predicted model, not a curated record. The transcript has 2 exons. Gene Ontology annotation, biological process: iron ion transport; intracellular iron ion homeostasis. Bases 66 to 713 code for a protein of 215 amino acids. NCBI's taxonomy places the organism in Eukaryota, Metazoa, Arthropoda, Insecta, Lepidoptera, Tortricidae. Gene Ontology annotation, molecular function: ferric iron binding; ferrous iron binding. Gene Ontology annotation, cellular component: cytoplasm.